Molecule: messenger RNA, 3496 nt
Organism: Aplysia californica (California sea hare)
Lineage: Eukaryota; Metazoa; Mollusca; Gastropoda; Aplysiida; Aplysiidae
Product: acyl-CoA 6-desaturase
Exons: 11
Coding region: 412-1710 (432 amino acids)
Biological process (GO): lipid metabolic process
Cellular component (GO): membrane
Molecular function (GO): oxidoreductase activity, acting on paired donors, with oxidation of a pair of donors resulting in the reduction of molecular oxygen to two molecules of water
Source: RefSeq, a predicted model, not a curated record
GCUAGCCGGUAUUAUUUAUAAUCAGCCCAUCGCGCCGACUGACGGAUGAAUUGAGUGUGUUUUGUGUGAAACAACACCCUUUGUUUGGGGUAAAGAGAGCAUGAAGUGAAUCCCUCUUUCUUUUGAGUGCAUGAGAAACAUUUUUCUACUGGUCUACCAAGCAUAGGUCUAGAUCUAGAUCUUCUGUUCUCGGAGGAUUUAAUUUUGGUGCAACUGUACCCAGGGAUUGGAGUUGGAGGAUAGCGUUCCGUGGGCCAGCUGAGCGCUCGCGGCGUUGCUUAUAAGUGCGGCUCUGCUGAUAACAGUUUUCAUUUAAACAAAGUUAUCGUGCUGAAAUUGUUUAAACUGUGGUAUUUGUCUUUAAUAGUACUCUUGCUUUCUGGAAUCUAAGAGCUUAUAUUUUUUUGCAAUAUGUGUAAAACAGAGCCCCAAAAGAACAAGACUUUGCCUGUGUACAGCUGGGAAGAGAUUCAAAGACACGCAACUAAGGAUGACCGCUGGAUUGUCAUAAACGGGUAUGUCUACGACGUUUCCACUUGGAGCAAGAAACACCCUGGUGGGGAGAAACUGCUCGCCAACUGCGCUGGACAAGAUGCAACAGAUGCGUGGAUUGCUUUCCACAAUGACAAGAGAGCCGUGAGCAAAUACUUAGGUGCACUGAGGGUGGGCCUGCUGCGGCCCGAGGAAAAUAAAGAGUCGGAACUGAUUAAAGAUUUUCGAGACCUGAGGCGGACAGUGGAGGACAUGGGUUUGUUCAAAGCUAGCGUGCCUUUCUUUGGCUUCAUCAUGAUCCACAUUUUCCUCCUCGAGUUCUUGGGCUGGUUCACAGUCUAUCAGUUCGGGACCGGCUGGCUCACACUCUUCAUAGCGUCUUUGUUCUUGGUUUCCGCACAGGCUCAGGCAGGUUGGGCACAGCACGACUAUGGCCACCUCUCUGUGUUUAACAAUUCCACUGUCAAUCACUGGAUCCACAUUUUUCUGCUUAACUUCUUCAAGGGUGUGUCCUCUUCAUGGUGGAACUAUCGGCACUACUUGCACCACGCCAAACCCAACCGCAUCCGCAAGGACCCAGACAUCCGGCUGGCUCCGCUAUUCUUACUGGGAGACAAAAUUCCGGUGGAGUGGGGCAAAAAGAAGAAAGGUGGACUGCCUUACAACUGUCAACAUCAAUACUGGUUUCUCGUGAUGCCCCCUCUCCUUCUUCCACUUUACUUCAACUUUGAGGUGCCUUACUUCUUGUAUUCACGGAAACUCUACGGGGAAAUGUUUUGGAUGUUUGCCUUCUUUGUCCGCUACGUCUGUAUGUUCUACCCGUUCCUCGGAGUGAGUGGAGCUCUAGCUCUCUAUGUGUGGGUGCGGUUCCUCGAGUCCCACUGGUUCGUGUGGACCACCCAGAUGAACCACAUCCCGAUGGACGUCGACUACGACCAGGACUACGACUGGGUCACUGCCCAGCUCAAGGCCACUUGCAAUGUGGACCAGUCACUCUUCAACGACUGGUUCUCCGGACACCUCAACUUCCAGAUUGAGCACCAUCUGUUUCCCACAAUGCCGAGGAACAACCUGCACAGAGCCACGCCCCUGGUCAAGUCUCUGUGUCAGAAACACGAGCUGGACUAUCAGAGCAAGACUCUGUACAGAGCCAUGGCGGACAUCGUCGGAUGUCUGAAGGUUUCGGGAGAUAUGUGGUAUGAAGCUUACAAUAUGUGAUGCUGACUAGGUCAGCUCUGGAUACUUUGAUCUGUUGAGACGUUCAAGUCUGCAGAAAUAUUUGAGCCGAGUAUGUGCCACCUGUAUCUGACAAACGUUCAUUUUGCUACACAUGUUUUUGAAGUACUAGAGCAUCAAAUGAAUGACCAGUUGGACUUUAAAACCUUGAAGGCCAUUAUCUUUGGGUAGAAAUUGAAGUAAAAGCGUAUUGUAAAUGGUUUCUUUGAAUUUGGUGCUCUUAUAUAUAUUUGAGUUGAAUAAGGGCUGUGUGCAAAGCAUUUGUCCAUCCUUUUGAAUCCGUUUUCUAACUUUUUCUAAAUUUUACCUGUCAAUUGCUCUCAUGUCUGUUGUCUUUUUCAGUUUACACCCGCUUUUCUUGAUACGUUCUUUAGACUAAAUAAGGUUAGGAAACUGGAAAAAAUUUUGAAAACAAUGACAUGUUGGACAUUAUGAACCAUCGAGUCACAUGGUUUUAAAGAACUUCUGAGAUGUACAUUUGAAAUGUACAAAGUCUUUUUUCUGUUCUGUUUGUGUUUCUUGGACAGCUGAAAGUAAGAUCUGUUUACUUCUGUUGUUUAAUCUCAGGAGUAUAACUUCUGCAAGCUGUUCAACUGUUUAGUUUGAAGUCCAGAAAGAAGAAGUAUUUAGGAGGGAGAGAAAAUUGUUUCAUUCCUUUAAAAAUUGUUCUCAAAUUGUUUGUUUUCCUGCUUUUUUCCAGUAGACUAAUAUUUAGAUUUUGAAUUUUGGCGAAAUAUUUUUUAAACACAUGCAACUGAUUCCACAGAUUAAGAAACUGCAAUAAAACUAAUUUGGAAGAAUUUUGGGGUUAGUAUGAAAAUCUGGCACAGGAUAAUUGAUAAUUAUUAAUUCAUUAGAAAUAGUUGUUUUAACUUCGCAAACUAAGUAUUAUUUUCAGGGAAAUAAAAGGGCUUUCAUUUGUCAGUAAGUAUUGGUUUAAAAAAAAAAUCACAAUGAACCUGUUCCUCACAGGCCACUCAAAUAAUUUAAUGUUUUGUAAAUAUAUCUUCCUUCCGGCUGUUUUGUUUUCUAAACUUUAUUUUGGCAUGGAAUGCAUUUGUAGAUACUGUAUUGUUUGGAUCAUAUUUGAAUUGCUGGAAUGCUGCAAAUUUUAAGUUUUCAACAAACAAAUGUUAUGUAUUGAGUGGCUAAAUAAACAUGUUCCCAUUAUGUCAGUGCUGGAAAAAGUUUGUGGGAUUUAAUAGAUAAAAAUGACCAGAUUAAUCAUCUGCUACUAGAAGAUACUGACAGUUUGUUAGUUUGAUCUUAAGAUGUAUAAAGUAUAAGUUAUUCUAAAGGGAGACCUUUGAGAAAAUACUCUUGUUGUUUCCUUUGUAAAUUGUGGGUAUUUUAUGUUAUUGUUUUAUUGUGAUUUCUACUAUUUGUCCAUUCCCUAUGAUUUUUGUCUAGUGCUGAUGUAUUUGUAGUGCACGUACUUUACUUUUCCAAUCCAGUGGCCAUCUGAAUUUGAGCCUUUCGGCCUGUCGAUAUGGCAAAGAAUUUACUACAGGUUUUUAUCAACUGUGUUUUGUUGCUUUAUAGAGUAUAUUUUUUUAUAUCUGGGGAAGCAGGUAGGUAGGUAGGUAGGUACCAUGCAAGUCGCCAAGUGCAGGGCAGGUAAAGUUCUGAUGUAUUCAUCGUGUACCGACACAAGGCUUUGAUGUUUGUGGUUCUUACGUCCCACAUUAGAGAUUAGUGGACCUGUCCUUGUUAAAGCUUGCAGGGGGGGGGAAAUUGGUUUCAUUUUUCUGUUAUAUGAUGAUGAUAA